This is a messenger RNA of Angiostrongylus costaricensis, 624 nucleotides long. The record is from the annotation of a GenBank genome assembly. Lineage: Eukaryota; Metazoa; Nematoda; Chromadorea; Rhabditida; Metastrongylidae.
AUGGCGCCGAGAGGUAACCAAAUGUUGGGCAAUGCCCACUUCCGCAAACAUUGGAUGAAACGUAUAAAGACCUGGUUCAAUCAACCGGGUCGUAAACUUCGAAGACGUGAAAAUCGACGGAAGAAAGCCGUUGCCAUAUCACCCCGUCCAGUUGCGGGUUUGCUCAGGUCUGUUGUUCGUUGUCCUACUCAGCGAUACAACAGAAAGGUCAGACUUGGACGCGGUUUCACUCUUGAUGAACUGAAAGCUGUUGGUAUUGGUAAACGGGAAGCCAGAACCAUCGGUAUUGCUGUUGACUACAGAAGAACCAACAGAUCGCUUGAAAGUCUUCAGGCUAAUGUUGAGCGUCUAAAAGAAUAUAAGUCAAGGUUGAUUCUGUUUCCCAAGAAACUCAGUGCACCACGCAAAGGUGACAGUAAUCCAGAAGAACUCAAGGUGGCUGCACAGCUUCAUGGUGACAUUAUGCCCGUUUCCAAUGUUAUUCAAUAUGAACCUCCUCGCGCUAUCACGGAAGCCGAACGGAAGAUCGAAAUUUAUCGCCACCUUAGAAGAGUUCGUGCCGACAAGAAGUAUGCUGGUAUUCGUGAAAAGAGGGCAAGAGAAGUUGCGGACGAAAACAAGUAA